Culicoides brevitarsis is the source of this 1589-nucleotide messenger RNA. RefSeq names its product putative fatty acyl-CoA reductase CG5065. Gene Ontology annotation, cellular component: peroxisome. Gene Ontology annotation, biological process: long-chain fatty-acyl-CoA metabolic process. Gene Ontology annotation, molecular function: alcohol-forming very long-chain fatty acyl-CoA reductase (NADP+) activity. The record is from RefSeq and is a predicted model, not a curated record. Lineage: Eukaryota; Metazoa; Arthropoda; Insecta; Diptera; Ceratopogonidae. The transcript is spliced from 3 exons. Bases 284 to 1309 code for a protein of 341 amino acids.
UACUGUAAAAACCAUUCGUCAAUCAAAAGAAUUGACCUUGUUUAUUUUUAUUUUUACGUUUUUGCAUUUCACUUAUAUUUUACUCAUUAACCAAUAAAAUAGAAAAGGUGAAUAACUGACCAAAAUACAUUUACAUUGCAAGUACAUAGUUCAUAAUACGAUUAUAUUUCCGUUUGAUAUAUUAUUAUUAUUAAGUUCAUUGUCUAACUAUUAGUAUACCUUUAGUUACCGUGAGAGUCGGUUGAAAAGUUUUCGCCAAAAGGAUUCAAAUAUUUAACUAAACAUGCAUGCCUUUUUAAAAAGUCAAAAUAAUACGAAUCAAAAAACGAUUGUUCCCAACCAAAAGAAGGAUGACUUCAAAAUAGAUUUCAUAAAUGAUGGCGUACUCUUUGACUCAAAAAAUACGGACCCGGAACGGCCAUCAAUUCCUGAAUUUUUUAAUGGACGUGAUAUUUUUAUCACAGGCAGUACAGGCUUUAUGGGAAAAGUUCUUUUGGAAAAGUUGAUAAGGUCGUGUCCAGGAAUUAACAAAAUAUUUGUUUUAAUAAGGGCUAGACGUGGAAAGAGUGUACAAGAAAGGUUGCAAGAAUUAAAAUCUAUUCCGCUUUUUGAUGUUCUUAAAAGAACGAAACCAAACUUACUAGAAAAAAUUACACCUGUCGAAGGUGAUGUUACUAUGUUAAAAUUAGGAUUGGAUCAUAACUCGUUAAAAAACAUGAGCAAUGUAUCAAUGAUAUUUCAUGCAGCGGCAAGUGUUAGAUUUGAUGAUCAUUUCAAAUAUGCAAUUUUGUUGAAUACACGAGGUACGCGCGAAGUGAUGGAAUUUGCAAAAACACUCAAAAACAUCAAAGUAAUUUUGCACGUUUCUACGACUUAUUGUAAUCUUAAGUCUAAAACUGUUGAAGAAAAAAUUUAUCCACCAAUCGCAGACUGGAGAGAUUCUAUAAGGAUUGCAGAAAAUGUGGAUGACUAUAUUUUAGAUAUUUUGGAACAAAAAUAUUCUAAGUUUAUGCCAAACACAUACACUUUCUCAAAGCACUUGAGCGAACAGAUUAUCAAUGAGUACAAGUCCACUCUUCCAGUGGUUUGUUUUCGUCCGUCAAUUGUAAUUUCCACAAUGAAAGAUCCAUUUCCUGGUUGGAUUGAUAAUUUCAAUGGGCCUGUAGGAAUUUUGGUGGGAUGUGGAAUGGGGAUAACGAGAACAAUGUAUUGCAAUCCAGAUAACAUUGCUGAUUUCACUCCUGUUGACGUAUCUAUAAAAGCGAUGAUUGUUGCAGCUUGGAAACGAGCUAUUGAUGAUGAUGUGUAAAUCAUUUUUAAGUUUUUUUACUUUGAAUAUACCAUAUUAUUUUUUCCAGCACUGAUUUACCAGUUUAUAACUCAUCUACUUCUACUAUUAGAACAAUAUCAAUGGAGGGGAUUGUUUCAUCUGCAAAAGAAAUGGCAGAAGACAUGCCUCUAGAAAAAAUGAUUUGGGCUCCAGGUGGCUCAAUCGCAAGAUUUCGAAUAACAAAUUUUAUCAAAACUAUACUAUUUCAUAUUUUGCCAGCAAUUUUAAUAGACUAUGGAUUAAAACUUACUGGAAGGAC